UUUUCCGCUUCGCCAUUUUGUGCUCCUGUUUCUACGCCGGGUAUUUAUCUGAAGAUUCGUGACUAGUCCAUUUACAUUGCUAGCUAGUUAGCUAGGUGGUCUUAAACGUUUCCCAGUUUACAGCGUAAGACAGUGGCCUUGGAUAGGUUUAGUAGCUAAGCCGUUAAGGGAAACAUAGCAAUAACCGUUUUGUAUUUAGUAUUUUUUUUUACUGUGUGAGAAAGAAUGUCGUCCGAAAGCCCCGAAUACUCUCCAUUCUUCGCAGUGAUGGGUGCCUCUGCGGCUAUGGUUUUCAGCGCCUUGGGAGCGGCCUACGGCACGGCUAAGAGUGGCACGGGGAUCGCUGCCAUGUCCGUGAUGAGGCCGGAGCUCAUCAUGAAGUCCAUCAUCCCCGUGGUCAUGGCGGGUAUCAUAGCCAUCUACGGCCUGGUCGUAGCCGUCCUCAUCGCCAACAACAUCUCAGAGAAGGUCACCCUCUACAAGAGUUUCCUCCACCUAGGUGCCGGCCUCAGUGUGGGGCUGAGUGGGCUGGCAGCCGGCUUUGCCAUCGGCAUCGUGGGCGACGCGGGCGUCAGGGGCACGGCCCAGCAGCCCCGGCUCUUCGUGGGCAUGAUCCUCAUCUUGAUCUUCGCAGAGGUCCUAGGGCUCUACGGCCUCAUCGUGGCCCUUAUCCUGUCCACGAAAUAGAACCACUGGCCUCUCCGCCCAAAUGUCCUUUAUGUUGCUGCUGGAGAAAAAAGUGUAAAACAGGAUAUAAAAAAAAAAGAAAAGUGACAUAAGUCAAAGAAAAAAAAACAAGUGACAAACGUGGAAAAUAAUUAUAUAAUUAAGAAUGGCUCCGUAAAUGGUCUUAUCUCUACAAUGUGUACAGUCGUCCCGAUUUGAUAGUCAAACUUGUAAAUGCGCAAUGUAGUGAUUCGUCUGUCUUGUGUGUGUGCGUGUGUGUGUUACAAUGUGUGAAGACCCCCUAACCACACUGAUUUUCCGGCCAGGCACGCCAGGUUUUCGGCAGGUCUCUGCCUCUGGUCCUAAAGAGCUGACCCUGGGCCACACUGCUUUGACUCCUCCAGCAUUGAUUUUGGAGUUCACACGAUUUCUGCAUUAAUGUCUAUGAGGAUCUAUUUGUAAAGACGGGAAAAAUAUAUAUAUAUGGACUUUUUUUUGUUGUUUUUUUCCACUGAUUUUAUUUAUAAAGAAUUGUUCGAUGAAUCUGUUUUAAAUGGAGCAUCUUUAAUUCCCCAUGAUAUAUAUACAGGCAUACAUCAGUAUCUAUAUAUGGAUAGAUUUAAUGCACCGUGGGUUACUUGUGAUAAGUGGUUGGAAUUCCUCUGGAUGUAUUACUUGGUUUAAAUUUAAGAUUGCCUUUAGUGUGUGGCCGGUUGAGUGGGACUUGUAUCAGUGUAUUUUAAUGAUAAAACAUUCUUGAGACACUUCAAUGUUUUCCUGUAGUACCGCUGUUUUAUUGCAUUAAACGUGUGUGUGCCCGGUGUUGGGUAUCACAAGUGUAAUUUCCAAAAUGUCAACUCUCCAGUUUCUUCAUUCUAAGUUCUGUGUGUAAAUGCAUUUUCGCCAUGCACCUUUUUCAUUAAAAGCAUGGACUCACGGUU
Messenger RNA from Esox lucius (northern pike), 1607 nucleotides. It is a transcript of the gene atp6v0cb, whose product is annotated as ATPase H+ transporting V0 subunit cb. Gene Ontology annotation, biological process: proton transmembrane transport. NCBI's taxonomy places the organism in Eukaryota, Metazoa, Chordata, Actinopteri, Esociformes, Esocidae. Gene Ontology annotation, cellular component: proton-transporting V-type ATPase, V0 domain. Gene Ontology annotation, molecular function: proton-transporting ATPase activity, rotational mechanism. Bases 226 to 687 code for a protein of 153 amino acids. The transcript has 3 exons. The record is from RefSeq and is a predicted model, not a curated record.